This is a messenger RNA of Monoraphidium neglectum, 5010 nucleotides long. RefSeq names its product elongator complex protein 1. NCBI's taxonomy places the organism in Eukaryota, Viridiplantae, Chlorophyta, Chlorophyceae, Sphaeropleales, Selenastraceae. Gene Ontology annotation, cellular component: elongator holoenzyme complex; cytosol. The annotation marks the transcript as partial. Gene Ontology annotation, biological process: tRNA wobble base 5-methoxycarbonylmethyl-2-thiouridinylation. The record is from RefSeq and is a predicted model, not a curated record. The transcript is spliced from 12 exons. Gene Ontology annotation, molecular function: tRNA binding; protein binding.
AUGAGGAAUAUAUCUCCCAACUUGGAGGUCCGGCAGGUAGAGGUUGCGCCCAAGAACGCCCUCACGAACGAACGGGUGCAGCGAUUCUGCCUGGGGGCUGGCGACGGCCGUCUCUACUGCGCAAAUGAUGCUGGGGCCGUCGCCUGCGUGGCGGAGCAAGACUGCAGGGUACUGUGGCGCGCCCCUCUGCUCCCGGCACGCGCCAGCGGCGCCCCCGUCCCCGCUGUCGUGGCCCUCUCGCACGUGCUUGAGCUUGACGCGCUGUUCCUGGCGCUCAGCAGUGGCGAGCUGCUGCUGCUGCACACGGCGAGCCAGGACGUGGAGGAGGUGGGAUCAGUGGCCGGCGGGGUCGACGCGGCGGAAUGGAGCCCAGACGGCGAGGUACUUGCCGUGGCGGGUGCAGGUGGGAAGGUACUGCUGCUGAGCAAGGACUGGGACGUGCUGGCGGAGGCCGCAAUUCCACUUGACAAGCCUGCCCCCGCCGACGCCUGCGGCAGCAGCGCCCCAAGCGCUGGCUGCAGCGACCGGGGCGCGCGCAUCGCGUGGCGUGGGGACGGGCGCUUCUUUGCUACGAGCAGCUCCGGCGCAGCUGGCGGGGGCCCGGGCUUUGGCAGCGGCACCUCGAGCUGGCGCAUACACAUCUGGGAUCGCGAGGGCUGCGUGCUCCACGCCACUGCGGACGCCGGCCCCGGCCUGGGCCCGCCGCUCUGCUGGCAGCCCAACGGGCGCCACCUGUACGCGGCGGCCGGGGUCGCGCCAUCGGAGGCGGCGGCUGCCCACGAGGGGAUCGUGGGGCUCUUCGCCGCCGCCGCAGCCGCGCGGCUGCGGGACGCGGGCGGUGGAGUCUACCCUGACACCGCUGCAGCUGCGGUCUCAGCCGCCGGUCUCGAAGACGCCGCGCCCCUGCAGCAGCAGCAGCAGCAGCAGCAGCAGCAGCAGCAGCAGCAGCAGCAGCAGCAGCAGCAGCAGCAGCAGCAGCAGCAGAGGGUCUUGCUGUUUGAGCGCAACGGCCUGCAGCACGGCGGGUUCGACGUGCCGCCCGUGCGCGGGGAUGAGGCCGCUGCCGUCGUGCGCGAUCUGAUCUGGAGCGCGGACUCUGAGCUGCUCGCGGUGGUGCUGGGGCCAGGCGAGCAGCCGCCUGGAAGCAGUGAUGGCGGCGAGCGGGGCGGCGGCGCGGGGGAUGGCUGGCGAGUGCAGGUUUGGCACAGGUCUAAUUGGCACUGGUACCUUAAGCAAGAGAUCCCAUUCAGUGGCCUCCCGAGCAGUGUUGCCGGCCCCGGCCCGGCCCUGACGGCCGCAUGGGACGGCGAGCGGCCUGGGCUGCUGCACAUCGUUGGGGCCUGUGGGCAGUAUGUGCGCGCGGCCCUUUGCUGGCAGGGCUGCGUGAGCGCGAGGGGGACGGCCGCGGUGGUGGACGGAUGCGAUGUCCUCAUAACGCCCUUCAGGCGGUCGUCCGCACCGCCGCCGUCAUGCGCGGCGCGCGCUCGCUUUACACGGCCCGUUAGCCUGGCUGCCUUGCUUGACGACGACGGCGCCGGCUGUGAGGCCCUUGCUGCGCUGCUGUCGUGCGGGAGCAUCUCAUUUGUUAGGACGGUGGACGGCGACCAGUGGGAGGAGACCCUUGAAGAGCAGGCGGUCUGGCAGUCGCAGCGGCGGCGACGGCAGCACGAGCUUGGCAGCUGUCCAGAAGCUGGCGGCGGCUUACGGCAGGAGGCAGCGGAGGAAGGGGGACGGCGGCAGGCGGGGGCAAGGCCGGCGGCGCAGCACCAGGCACUCAGGCAGCGCGUGUCGUCCGCAUGGGAUGAGGCGAGCGCUCUGCUGCCGCUCGGCGCUCCACUUGGGGUGGCCGCCGCCGCGGCAGUGCCGGCGGGCGGCUUGCCGCUUGCUGAGGGGCGGCGCAUCAAAGGCAUGGCCUGGGUCGGUCCUGGACGGCUGCUGCUGGUCGCUGCGCCGCACCCCGAGGCGGAGUUUGAGGGUGGGCAAGGGGACGUGCUGGUGGAAGUCGCCGUGAAGCUGCCAGAGCCGCUGAUGUCAGCGCGGGAAGGCGAGGGGGUGGAUCUGGGGCAGGGGCAGGGCGGCGUUGCGGCGCCUGAGUUGGAGGAGGUUGCGGUCAGCUAUUCGGGCGGCAGUGUGCUGUGCGCUGCGUCGCUGCCCCCGCCGUCAGCGUUGGCGGGGCAGGGGAGAGAGCUUUGCGCCAACAACGCCGGCGGCGGUGAUGGGGGUGGUGUGCUGCUACAGCUGGCGUCCGGGGCUCUGAUGCGCUGGGACGCCGGCGCCAGCGCGCCAGCGCCGCUCGCCGCCGGCGCGUCCUUUCCCGUGCCGUGUGCCCCGAUGGCGGCGCUGCCGCCCGGCGGCAUUGGGGCCGCCGCGGCGGUUGGGCUCGCAGCGGGCGGGGCGCUGUAUUACGGGAGCAGGCUGGUGGCGGGCGGCGUGACGUCUUUUGCAAUCAGGUGGGGCGGCGCUGGCGGCGCCGCGCUGCUGUACACCACGCGGCAAUCGCUGCUCUUCACGGUCAUGCUGAGUCAGCUGGGCAGCUAUGUUCACAGGGAGCCAGAUGUGGCGUCCCUGCCAAGCUGGCAUACCCAGCCCGACGACCUCAGGACUGCAAUGGUGGCGGCCAUGCGGCCCUCCAACACGGCAGCCGCGGCGCGUGACAUUCACGUCCGAGCGAUCGAGCAGGGCGCCCGCCUCGUGGCUGCGCCCGCGGGCGGCUGCCAGGCGAUUUUGCAGAUGCCACGCGGCAACCUGGAAACCGUGUCUCCUCGGCUGCUGGUGCUGGCAGCAAUCUUGGGCCACCUGCGAGCUGGAAGCUACCAGGUUGCCUGGAAGCUUGCCGGAAGCCAGAGGGUGGAUUUGAACGUGCUGGUGGACGACAGAUGGCCAUCAUUUCUGGAUCAGGCACCCGCCUUUGUGCAGGCGAUCUCGGAUCCUGCAGACCUGUGUGAUCUGCUGUUUGCCAUCAGGCCCGGCAGCGCGCUUGCGCCAAGCGGCCUUUAUGCCGGCGCCGUCGCAGCGGCCGGCCUCGGCUCCACCGACCACGGGCGCGGCGCGGCCUUGGCGGCGUCCGCGCCGGCUCCAGACGCCGCCUCAAGGAAGGUGGCGGCGGUGUGCGCCGCCGUGCGCGCAGCCGUGCUGCAGCUGGGCGGCGCAAGCGACGGCGGCGGCAGCGGCGCCGGCCUCGACGGCGCCUUUGGCAGGCGUGUCAGCGGCCGCGGCGCCGGUGGCGGCAAAGGGGCUGCGAUCGGCGGUUCCGAUGGCGGCGGCGCCGGCGGUGGCGGCGGGAGUGCGAGGUACCUGAAGGUUGUGGUGACCUCCUAUGCCCGCAGCGACCCUCCUGACCUCGAAUCGGCCCUGCUGGCGAUCAGGGAAGCGAAGGAGGCGUCCCUCGCGCUGGGCGACCCCGACGUGCAGUCCGCGCCGGGCCCUGUCGGCGGCGCUGCCGGCGACGACGGCGGCUUGGAGGAGGGGGCGGCCGACCACAGCAGCGGCACGGCUGGCGGGGUCGCUGGCAGUGGGGACGCCGGCGACGACAGCGGGUGCGGGGCCGCGCUUGGCGCUGCCGCGGACGCGGCGCUGCGGCACCUGCUGCUGCACGUGGACGCGGAUCAGCUGUACCGCUGUGCCCUCGGGAUCUAUGAUCUUGGCCUGGCUUUCAUGGUAAUCAGCCACGCUCAGAAGGACCCAGGGGAGUAUCUGGACGAGCUCUCGAGGUUUGGGGCCAUGCAGGACCCCAACCUGCGGCGCCACGCCAUUGACGUCCACCUGCGCCGCUACCCUUCAGCCCUUACCCAUCUAGCCGCCGCCGGGCCGGGCCACUUCGAGGCGGCGCUGGCGCUGGCGCAGCAGCACGGGCUGCUGCGACAGCUGCUUGAGAACGUGCGCACGCAAGCGGCCCUUGACCAUAGCAGUGGCGGCCAAGGCGGCGGGGAGGCAGAUGCUGCGCGGCGGGAGAGGCUGGCCAGGGUCUUGUCCGCCCACGCCGCUGCGCUGAGCGCCGCUCAGCGGCACGAGGACGCCGCCGUCGCGCUGCUCGCCGCCGGGGACCCCAACGGCGCUAUCUCGGCCUACUCCGAGGGCGGCCACUGGCGCAUGGCGCUGGCGCUGGCGGCGCGCGCAGGCUGGGGCCCGGACCGCACGCGGCAGCUGGCCCAGGAGCUGGCCGUCGGGCUGGCGGCAGGCGGGCAGGCGGCGGACGCGGGGCAGGUGCUGAGGGAAUACCUUGGUGACGUGGAUGGGUGUGUCUCAGCGCUGGCGGGCGCGCGGGAGUGGCGUGAGGCGCUCAGGGUGGCAUACGCUGAGGGCAGGCCCGACCUUGUGGACACUGUGGUGGCGCCCGGCGCGGCUGAGUCUGCGGCAGCUCUGUUUUCAGAGGCCAAAGAGGCCCGGGAAAAGGUAUCAAAGUACCUUGGACGCAUCAAAGAGGUCCGCUCCCGCCGCCUCGCGCUGCGUGCCACCCUGGAGGCCGACGCGGACGACCCCUCAAAUGGCGCCCACGAUGACGCAAUUUCAGAGGCUCCCAGCGUGAUAUCUGGCUUCAGCAUCUACACCGACGCGACCACGGCGGCGCCGCGGGGCAGCAGCGUUGCGUCCGACAGUGGCGCAGGUGGCGGCGGGAGCAGCGCGGCAAGUGCACCGCCGUCCACGGUGGGCGCCCGAGGCGCGCAGCGGCGGGGGCAUAAGAAAAUUAGGAAAGGGAGUGCCAGCCGGAAGAUCAAGCAGGGCAGCCCUGAGGAGGAGCGGGCGCUCAGUGAGCACCUUGCCAACCUCGGACCCCCAGAGCAUGCCCUGGUCGAAGCCGGCCAGAUCACGGAGCUGCUGUGCGUGCUAGGGCACGUUGACGAUGCGCAGCGCCUUCAGUUUGAGGUUGGAGCGUGGCAGGCAGAGCAUGCGGCGGCGGCAGGCCAGCUUGCAGCGAUGGCUGCAGAAGAGCAGGCUGUGAACAGCAGUGACAUGUUGCAGCAACAGCAGCUGCAGCAGCAGCAGCAGCCCCAGCCCCAACAGUUGCAGAAG